CCGCUCGCCCGCCGCCCCGCAUGGAGCUGUCAGCCAUCGGCGAGCAGGUGUUCGCCGUAGAGAGCAUCCGGAAGAAGCGCGUGCGGAAGGGUAAAGUUGAAUACUUGGUGAAGUGGAAAGGAUGGCCCCCAAAGUACAGCACGUGGGAGCCGGAGGAACACAUCCUGGACCCCCGCCUGGUCAUGGCAUACGAGGAGAAGGAGGAGAGAGACCGAGCGUCGGGGUAUAGGAAGAGAGGUCCGAAACCCAAACGGCUUCUGCUGCAGCGGCUGUACGGCAUGGACCUGCGGAGCUCCCACAAGGCCAAGGGCGAGGAGAAGCUCUGCUUCUCCCUGACGCGCCCACUCGGCAGCGGGAGCCCCGAGGGGGUGGUCAAGGCGGGGGCGCCCGAGCUGGCGGACAAGGGCCCCUUGGUGCCCACCCUGCCCUUCCCGCUCCGCAAGCCCCGCAAGGCCCACAAGUACCUGCGGCUCUCACGCAAGAAGUUCCCGCCCCGCGGGCCCAACCUGGAGAGUCACAGCCAUCGACGGGAGCUCUUCCUGCAGGAGUCACCGGCCCAGGACGUCCUGCAGGCGGCCAGCGAGUGGGAGCCUGCCGAGCAGCCCCCCGAAGAGGAGGGUAAGGCAGCCCGGCCCCCGGCUCAGACCCAGGGACCCUCAGAGCUGGCAAGGCCCCUCGAGUUGUCAGGGCCCAGAGAGGGUCCCCUCAGCCUGCGGGGCACCCUGGCACCUAGCCCAGAGUUAUUUGCGUGGUCCCACUGGGAAGGAGUGCGUGUCCAGCCAGGGAAGAUAAAUGUAACCUCUCCCCUUGUGGCCAGCCUCGAACUAGGCUCUGACCUGGCUGGAAACUCAACGUUAUGGUGUUGGGUGACAUUUUCAGAGCUGGGGCAGGGCGGGGCCUGGGGAGGCCUGGCACUGCUCUGUCACUUGGGGCGCCGUCUCCAGGGCAGGACGGGGACAGGGCCAGCCUCCCCCGAACCCCUCUGGCCUGCUUCUUCUCCGGAGAGACAGCAACUGGUCCCGGGACUAAAGGAGGACGGGAAGACCUGA
Molecule: messenger RNA, 1049 nt
Organism: Odocoileus virginianus texanus
Lineage: Eukaryota; Metazoa; Chordata; Mammalia; Artiodactyla; Cervidae
Source: RefSeq, a predicted model, not a curated record